This is a messenger RNA of Pantherophis guttatus, 2537 nucleotides long. RefSeq names its product coiled-coil domain containing 15 (gene CCDC15). The record is from RefSeq and is a predicted model, not a curated record. Lineage: Eukaryota; Metazoa; Chordata; Lepidosauria; Squamata; Colubridae. Gene Ontology annotation, cellular component: centrosome.
GCGGGAGGAGGGGUUGCCAUGGUAGCGGUUGAGUCCGAAUCCUAGCCAAGCCGGGAAGGUGCGGGACGGAGGUCGGCCUCUGGGAUGGUGUGAACCCGGAGGGACGCGAUCUUUCCUGCGGGGGCUGUUGCCAACAGGAAACCUUGGCCUUACUGUCCUGUUGCUGAGAUGGUACCACCCAAGAAGGGGCUACAACAACACGGUUCCCAGAAAAUUGCCCAGCCUAAUUUGAGGCCUCCAUCAGUCAACUGGAAUAUAUUAGCAGGAAGAACUCAGUGCAUAGCACCUGUUGGGGCCUGGGUGGAGAGCGCCCAAGAUAAUGGAGAAGAGAGCCCAGUUUUUGCUACAGCUAUUCAGAUUGAAAAAGAAUACAAAGAACAACAAAAAGAAAAAGAGAAAACACUGAAACAUUUUCAGCAGGAGGUAAAACGCAGGGUGAACCAAUGUGUUAAUCUAAAGAGGAAACAACAGUUGAAGACAUCUUACGAAGCUGCCCUGAAAGAAAGCUCUGUUAUUAUAGGAUUUUCAGAUUCUGCUUUGCAGUUGACCCCUAAGAAAAAUACAUGUCUCUACAGAUAUACCAGAGAUUCUGCUAUUGGCAAUUCUAAUGACAAAGUCACCUACGUACAGCAAGCUGAUUACAUGCCGGAGCAGUUCUCGGAGCUAGCCAAAACAGUAAGGAAAACGGUGCAACAGGUCCGUCACAAACUAGCUUCUCGAAAAGCUGUUCCAGAAGGAAAUGAACCUCCAGAACAUCCAGGAGGUGCUCAUCAAAAUCCUCCAAGAAGACAGCAAGCAGAACCUUGCAACAAAACUACUCUAAGCCCAAAAGAGGGUGAUAUGGGAGAACUUCCUCUGAAGGGACACCAUGAUCUUCCAGCUGAACUUCAAGAACAAGAGGUAGGAAAUUGGGACAACACAGAAUUUCAAAAAGUAAAUAGUGAUACCUUGAAAGAUAAUAAUCCAGCUAAUACUGAGACUCGUGCUGUUCAUAUAUUCUGGCCUGGAAUAGAGGAGGAACAAUCAAAGAAGCAGCACCAAAGCCAGUAUCUGAGGUAUAGGCGCCUCUUCAUGGAUAUCGAAAGAGAGCAAGUGAAGGAGCAGCAAAGACAGAAGGAGUGGCAGAGGAAAAUGGACAAAAUUAGGAAAGAAAAGGAGUAUCAGCGCCGUGCAGAGGAACAGAGGAUACAGGAGGCACAGCGAGCAAAGGAGAAAAGGACACAGGAGAUGGCGUCACAAAAAAAUGCUAACCCCAGGGGGAAAGCCUGUGAAAAACUGCAACAACUGAAACUGGAAGAGCCAGAAGAAAAGAAAAAAAUAGUGGAAAGAGUACAAAAAAAUAAAGAAUAUUCUAGAUAUGUGGAAGCAUUACGAGCCCAGAUGCGAGAGAAGAUUGACAUGUAUAAUAUACAUUUGCCUCCCUUGUGCUUUUGUGGGUCAGAUUUCUGGGACACUCACCCCGAUAGCUGUGCCAACAACUGUAUGUUCUACAAAAACCACAAAGUGUAUGCUCAGGCUCUGCAAAAUGUCAUCUCAUCUUGCGAUAUUUUGGACAGGGGCUCAAACACAAGACUUUCCGUCCAUACAUUUGCUGUUGUACAUGCUCGUUCUAAAAAUUCCUGACAGAAAAGAGUGAAAUUGUUGCCUCCUUCCCAACCCUGUCUGAAAGUAGGUGACUAUGAACACAUCACUUCUGAAUUUUCUCCCAGAUUGGAUUAAAAUAAAUAGAUUCAGAAGAGAAGUCUUCUUACAUUUCUUUACUUUUCUGAAAGUAAUAUUCUGUGUUUUAUUUUUUACAGGAUACUAAUUUGUCAAAAACAUUAAAUUCUUUGUUAUUUAUUCAUGGGUGGAAAAUGUUCUUAAAUCAAUUUUGUGCCCAGCCAGAGCUGUAUCUGUCAGCCUGUGAGAUUUCUUGUGCCCAAAGUUUAGGUCGGUUUUGUGCUUUGGGGGUGGGAUAUGUUAUUAAAAUACAUUCUGUCUCACAUUGAAUUUCAAACCAAGAUACCUGCUUCCUCCAAGAUUUGGUAGUGUAAAUUGUAAAAUGUAAACCUUGAUCUUCGGGAAAACUUUUGAAAGGGAUUACUCCAAAAGACCAGAACUGCUACUAAUCAUGACAAUGCUUAGUCAGCAUCAAGACAAGAUGAAGGAAUGUUCACAUUGAAAAAAUUGAGAAUGUAACCCAGUUUCUAGAAUAAAAUGAAUGAGUCUCCUGAACAGUACUUGUUUUUAAUUUGAUGUUGGGUUGGGAGUCUCUUGUUUGUGAUUUGCACAUUUGACAUAGGACAACUAAGAGUCUUGAAGUAAUACACAUUUCUAUGCAUUUUUAUUAUUUGGAUAUAUAUUUGAACAAGGAAUCCUCUGAACUAUAUUUAAAAAGUGAAACUUUAAAACUGAGUUUUUGGUAUAUAGUAUAUUGACUGAAGAGAUUGUUAUGUCAGCUUGUCCAAUUUUCAAGCUUUGCAGAUCUGUUAGAUAACCUGCAGACAAAGAGUUCUUUGCUCCUGACAUAUUCCAAUAAAAACGUUUUAUGUUUUAUA